Choloepus didactylus (southern two-toed sloth) is the source of this 3610-nucleotide messenger RNA. RefSeq names its product leucine rich repeat and fibronectin type III domain containing 3 (gene LRFN3). Lineage: Eukaryota; Metazoa; Chordata; Mammalia; Pilosa; Megalonychidae. The coding region runs from base 891 to 2753 and encodes 620 amino acids. Gene Ontology annotation, molecular function: protein binding. The transcript is spliced from 3 exons. The record is from RefSeq and is a predicted model, not a curated record.
CGGCCGCCCCCGGAAAGCAGGCCCGGACGCCGCCGCCCCAGACCCGGGGUCUGCACCCCGACAUCGAGGGCCUGCACCCCGACAUUGGAUUCAGAGAUUUGGAAACCCGGGCCUGGGACUCUGAUCUGGGGCCGGCACCCCGAGAUCCGGCCGUGGGACCCCAAGACGGAGCAGGAACUCCAGUAUCUGGGGCUGGAAUUCCAACAUCUGGUCCUGGGACUCCAAGGUUUGGAACAUGGACCACAAGAUUUGGAGCCUGAACCCCAAGAUUUGGCAUCUAAAGCCCCAGAUCUAGAGCUGAGCUUGGAAUUCUGUGUCUGGGACCUUGAAAUCUGGAAUCAGAUUCCCUUAUCUAUAUCCUGGAAUCCUACUAUUUGGAACCUGAAACCUGAGAUUUAGGCCUCAAAUUCCAAGAUCUGAACCUUGGGAUCCCAAGGGGCUGGAACCUGAGUUUGGUCCCAAAGUCCUUGCUGCAGACUUGAAUGCUGAAAUCUGGGUCUAGAGACCUCCAAAUCUUGAACCCAGAACCCCAGGAUCGGAUCCCAGGACUCUGGGCUUGGGUCUCAGACUCCAGAAUCCCCAUUUGGCUGCUUACUAUUCCAAGACUGGACCUGGGAGACCUAGGCCCUGAACAACCCAAACUGGGGCCUGGGUCUCUAAACUUGGGCCCUUGGGGCCCAAUAUUUGGGGCCUGGAACCCUGAGUAUCAAGGUCUGCAGACUGUGACCACAGAUCCGAAUCGAGACGCAGUGGACACGGUGCCUCUACAGAGGCCUGGGGACGGGAAAGUAUGACCCAGCUCUGCUGCAGGGCUCUGACCUCCGACUCCCCUGGAGCCUGAGGACUCUGCUCCCUGGGGCAGCUUCCAGCGCAGGCCGCCCUCGCCCGCGAUGGCCGUCCUCCCGCUGCUCCUUUGCCUGCUGCCGCUGGCCCCUGCCUCGUCUCCACCCCAGCCAACCACAUCCAGCCCGUGUCCCCGCCGCUGCCGCUGCCAGACACAGUCGCUGCCCCUAAGUGUGCUGUGCCCAGGGGCGGGCCUCCUGUUUGUGCCGCCCUCGCUGGACCGCCGGGCAGCGGAGCUGCGCCUGGCGGACAACUUCAUCGCAGCUGUGCGCCGCCGCGACCUGGCCAACAUGACGGGCCUGCUGCACCUGAGCUUGUCACGCAACACCAUCCGCCACGUGGCGGCCGGCGCCUUUGCUGACCUCCGGGCCCUGCGCGCCCUGCACCUCGACGGCAACCGGCUGACCUCGCUGGGUGAGGGUCAGCUGCGCGGCCUGGUCAACCUGCGCCACCUCAUCCUGAGCAACAACCAGCUGGUGGCCCUGGCGGCCGGGGCCCUGGACGACUGUGCUGAGACCCUCGAGGAUCUCGAUCUCUCCUACAACAACCUGGAACAGCUGCCCUGGGAGGCUUUGGGCCGCCUGGGCAACGUCAAUACGUUGGGCCUCGACCACAACCUGCUGGCUUCCGUGCCUGCCGGCGCCUUCUCCCGCCUGCACAAGCUGGCGCGGCUGGACAUGACCUCCAACCGCCUGACAACUAUCCCUCCUGACCCACUCUUCUCCCGCCUCCCGCUGCUCGCCCGGCCCCGCGGCUCGCCCGCCUCCGCCCUGGUGCUGGCCUUCGGCGGGAACCCCCUGCACUGCAACUGCGAGCUGGUGUGGCUGCGGCGGCUGGCCCGGGAGGACGACCUCGAGGCCUGUGCCUCGCCACCUGCCCUGGGUGGCCGCUACUUCUGGGCUGUGGGUGAGGAGGAGUUUGUGUGCGAGCCACCCGUGGUGACUCAUCGCUCACCGCCCCUGGUGGUGCCUGCAGGCCGGCCGGCCGCGCUGCGCUGCCGGGCCGUGGGGGACCCCGAACCCCGUGUGCGCUGGGUGUCGCCCCAGGGCCGGCUGCUGGGCAACUCGAGCCGUGCCCGUGCCUUCCCUAACGGGACGCUGGAGCUGCUGGUUACCGAGCCAGGUGACGGUGGCAUCUUCACCUGCAUUGCGGCCAACGCCGCCGGCGAGGCCACGGCUGCCGUUGAGCUGACCGUGGGUCCCCCGCCGCCUCCCCAGCUGGCCAACAGCACCAGCUGUGACCCCCCGCGGGACGGGGAUCCCGAUGCCCUCACCCCGCCCUCUGCCGCCUCUGCCUCCGCCUCCGCCAAGGCAGCCGACGCCGCGCCCUCCACCGACCGCGGCGUCCAGGUGACUGAGCAUGGGGCCACAGCUGCCCUCAUCCAGUGGCCGGACCAGCGGCCUACCCCGGGUAUUCGCAUGUACCAGAUCCAGUACAACAGCUCGGCCGACGACAUCCUCGUCUACAGGUGGUUGCUGCAACUUCCACCCCAGAGUAGGAGAGCACUGGGUGCAUCUGCUGCGGCCACCUGGGGUGGGUCAUGGUGGCUGCUGAACCAGGUGCUGCUGACUCCUCUGCCCAGGUCCAAUCUUGCAGGGACAACGGUGGACCACUCCCUGUCUUCACUGCCAGGCUGGGCCCAGGGUGCGGACCCCAAGGACUGGCUGCAGAGAACUGGGUCUCUCAAGAGCUGGAGUCUGUGCCUUACUAACCUGUUACCUGGAUCCCCUUUCCCUUCCCAGGGGCCUCACCUCAAGAGACCAUCACUUGACUUCCUUUUCGGUCCUGGAAACCCAACAUGCUCAUUCCACCUCCUUUCUCAGACUGUAGCACCCAAUCGAGUCCAUGGAGGGUCCGCACCUGAAAAUCACACCAGCCCUGUCCACCGUCCUUGGCAGGGGAUGGAAUGAAUGCUUCCCCUGACAUUCCUCCUCCCACAGACAACCACAGAGCUCCCUGUACCUAUCUCAUUAAAGCAGCCUAGGAAUAAAACAGACAUUUAAAAAAUAAGUUGAAUCUCCACCAGGCCUUCCCUGCUGUAGAAGGAAAUAUAGUGGAAUUGGGUGAUAUGGUUAAAGGAAAUGAGAAAGGUAAUGAUAAAUAGAAACCAGGUAGCAGAGAGAAAAGGGAACCAGAUUAUAGAGCUGGAAAAAAAUCAGGCAACGGGGAGAAAAAGAAAUUAGCAGUGGUGAUGGAGGCAAAUCAGUUUAAUGAAAAGGGACUCAGAUGACAGGACUCAAUGGAAAACAGGCUAUAGAAAUAAUAACAAGGCAAUGGGGCUAGGGGGAAGUUUCUUGGCAGGUUAGGAGGAAGUUGGGUAUCAAGGGUAUAGGGGAGUCAGGCAGUUAGAUGGGAGAGAAUUCUAGCUGUACACUAGAGGAAAAUAAGGCAGCUGGAAAAGGAAAAUUGGGCACAGGCUGGAAGGAAAUCAGACAGGAGAGCCUGAGGGAAAUUGGGUGAGGGUCUAGAGGGAGAUUGGGAGGUGGGAUCAGAGAGAAAUUGGAUGGAGGGCUGGGAGGAAAUGAGGUAUUGGGGUAGAUGGAAAUCACCAGGGUCAGAACAGAAUUGGGUAGUGAACCGGAGAGGUGUCUGGUGGCAGGGCUAGAGGGAAUCUGGGUGGUGGGCCGGUUGGAAAUGGGUGAUAGACUGGAGGAAUCCAGGCAGUGAGCUAGAGGGGAAUUGGGUAGUGGGGCUGAGUGAAAUCAGGCAGCAGACUGGAGCCAAAUUGGGCAGUGGAGCUGGAGGGCAAUUGGGUGGCAGUGAGGGA